GUUAACAGUAUCAGCCUCUGCAAAGUUAUAGCAUGCAAACCUUUUAGAUCCUUCACGAACGGAGAGAGAGAAAAAGAAUCUGAUUAUGGCUCAGAGAGCGGUGGGGCAGACAGACAUGCCAGCUUGGUUUGCCUGCAUGGGAUCCGGCAGCCCGAAAGCCCAGCAGAGAUUCGGUGAGACGGCUGAUGGUGCCUUGGAGAAUAAACCUCUGAAUCUGGCUACUUUGGGUUGUGGCUGGUGCAUGCAAGGAACGAGCAGGAAAGAAACAGAGGCUUCUCGAUACACAGCAUCUGCAGGCAGCAGUGAGCCGAAGUCAGAUGUUAGCAGAGCAGCUCGUCAGAAUAAACGUUUUCAAAAUGCAGAUUUAAAGAGUGAACGUAUGCUGGUGAAGGGUGGAAAAAUCGUAAAUGACGACCAGUCAUUCUUUGCUGACAUUUAUGUAGAAGAUGGAUUGAUCAAGCAAAUUGGUGAGAAUCUGAUAGUGCCUGGCGGGGUGAAAGUUGUCGAUGCCCACGGAAGGAUGGUUAUACCAGGGGGGAUUGAUGUCCACACCCGCCUACAGAUGCCCAGCAAAGGGAUGACAGCUGCUGAUGACUUUGCCCAGGGAACAAAAGCAGCCCUGGCUGGAGGCACGACCAUGAUUUUUGACCACGUGCUGGUGGAGUCUGGGGUCAGCCUGAUCACAGCAUUUGAGCAGUGGAGAGACUGGGCAGACAACAAGUCCUGCUGUGACUACUCGCUCCAUGUCGACAUCACCGAGUGGUACAAAGGCCUGCAGGAGGAGAUGGAGUUCCUGGUGAAGGAACACGGUGUGAACUCUUUCCUUAUCUACAUGGCUUACAAAGAACGCUACCAGCUCUCUGAUACCCAGAUGUACGAAGCUCUGAGUGCGAUCCGUGACAUGGGCGCCAUUGCCCAAGUUCAUGCUGAAAAUGGUGACAUUAUUGCUGAGGAACAGCAGAGGAUUCUUGCUCUGGGUAUCACCGGACCCGAAGGCCAUGUGCUAAGCCGACCAGAAGAGGUGGAGGCGGAAGCAGUGAAUCGGGCCAUCACUAUUGCGAACCAAACUAACUGUCCGCUCUAUGUGACCAAGGUAAUGAGCAAGGCAGCAGCUGAUAUCAUUGCCCAGGCAAGGAAGAAAGGUACAGUUGUGUACGGAGAACCAAUCACUGCGAGUUUAGGCACCGAUGGAUCCCAUUAUUGGAGCAAGAACUGGGCAAAGGCUGCUGCCUUCGUGACUUCCCCUCCUCUGAGCCCCGAUCCGACCACCCCAGACUAUCUGAACUCCUUGCUGUCCUGUGGCGAUCUGCAGGUUACCGGCAGUGCUCACUGCACCUUCAACACCUCCCAGAAGGCUGUCGGGAAGGACGACUUCACCAUGAUUCCAGAAGGCACCAAUGGGAUCGAGGAGCGGAUGUCCAUCGUGUGGGACAAGGCUGUGGUCUCUGGCAAAAUGGAUGAGAAUCAAUUUGUGGCCGUGACCAGCACCAAUGCAGCCAAGAUUUUUAACUUGUACCCGAGGAAGGGCCGUAUCGCUGUGGGUUCGGAUGCAGACCUUGUCAUCUGGGACCCUGACAUGGUCAAGACAAUCACUGCAAAGAAUCAUAACCUGGCAGUGGAGUACAAUAUCUUUGAAGGGAUGGAGUGCCGUGGUGGCCCUUUGGUAGUGAUCAGCCAAGGGAAGAUAGUCCUGGAGGAUGGAAUAAUGCAUGCUUCCGAGGGCUCUGGGCGCUAUAUCCCCAAGAAGGCAUUCCCCGACUACGUGUACAAGAGGAUUAAAGCAAGGAGCAAGUUAACAGAACUGCGAGGUGUCCCCCGGGGUCUCUAUGACGGCCCUGUCUGUGAGGUUUCAGUGACUCCUAAAUCCGUCACGCCCGCUUCCUCUGCAAGGACCUCACCUGCAAAGCAGCAAGUACCCCCAGUUCGGAACCUUCACCAGUCAGGAUUCAGUUUGUCUGGUAAAUGUGCGCAGGUAGACGACAACCUCCCUCGCCGUACUGGCCAGCGCAUCGUGAUGCCUCCUGGUGGCCACGCGAACAUUACAACGCUCGGAUGAUCGCCCCGGUCGUUCACUGGUGCUGGUGAAGCUAUCAUCGUUCCUUCCAUUUUUGUUUUUUUUCCCCCCCGUUUUUAUUUUGGAAGAGCCUGUGACAGUUACUGUGGACAAGCAAUCCUGGGUUCACGAGUACCUUUCCAGUGUUACAUUAAUCGACAACUUGUUGCCGUGAGGGAGCUUUGCGCUCUCUCUCCUCAAAUCCAUGUUCUGAUGUGACGAGGUGCCCCAGGGUAGCUGGCUAAUUUGAGAAACAAAGCACCUUGACUGAGGGAGGUAGGAGUGAAUUCCAGAGACCCUCUGUGCAAUGGAAGCAUUGUUGUGGCAGACGUGUGAAACCUGAACCGGUGGGGAGGAGGGGUGAUGUCGAGACAAUGUGUGCGUGUGUCAGACCCCAGUCUGUUCUCAGUAGACACAGUAUGGGAUGCACAGUAUAGCAUUAGUAUUUUAAUUAGAAAUGAUUUUACUCAUUGAUUCAUCACUUUUAAAUAAUACAUAUUUACUCACAUUUUAUUUAAAUUUCACUAAGUGUGAAGAACAUUCGUUUCCAUAAAACUUGGUGCUUAUUGAAAAGCAGGAGGUAUAGGAACUGUAAAACUGAGAUGGUGCCUGUGUAUAAGUCUGGAAAUAGAUGUUGGUUUACAUUUUCAAUUUUGGCUGCUUGAACAGUGGAGGACGCUUUGAAUCCCCUCUAUCACCCAGCUUCAAUAUUCUUCCUCAGAAGACUAUUGGGAACAGUUUGAUCAUAAGCUGUGGAGUAACCAUCACAUGGUGAAGUAUUUGCACGUGUGCACACAGCAGAAAAGUGGUGACCCAUGUGAGGCCGUGCCGGAAACCACAAAGAUGGAUCUUUAGAUAAUAAAGUAACGCUCACAGAAUGCUGAGUUUCUCGACAGGUCAGGCAGUAUCUAUGGGAACGUUGACGUUUUGGGUUGGGACGCUUCACCAAACCUGAUGAAGGGUUUCAACUUGAUAGGUUCUUGAUUGGUCAGGAAUACGGGGAGAAGGCAGGGGUUUGGGGCUGAGAGGGAAAAAGGAUCAGUCAUGAUAAAAUGGUGGAGCCAAAUGGUCUAAUUCUGCUCCUAUAUGAUGAGACUCUAUAAGGGAUUCCCAAGCUGGGGUCUACAGACCUCCUUGCUUAAUGAUAUUGGUCCAUGGCAUAAAAAAAAGGUUGGGGACCACUUCUCCUCACCAAUCCUGAUGAAGGGUCUCAGCCUGAAACAUCAACUCUUUAUUUCUUUCAGUAGAUGCUGCCUGACAUACUGAGGUCCUUGAGCAUUUUGUGUGUGUUACUCUGGAUUUCCAGCAUCUGCAUAAUCUCUUGUGUUGAUCUUUAGAUAAAAGGAUAUUCCGCAUAACAAGCUUACACCUUCAGUCAGUUUUUAUCCAGAAGAAGUGGGAGGAAAUUUCUCCUCCCUUGUGUGUGAUGAGUGCAGGUUUUAGCGAUGUGAUCCGUCGUGAACUCUGCCUUGAGAAAGUCUGUCCCUUUAGGACCAGGUUUCAAAGCAAGAGUUAUAAGAAGGUGUAACAAUAUUGUGUGUGUGCGAUGCAUGCUGUAUAGAGAGAGAGAAAGAAGAGUUUCUACCCCGAGGUAUCUUCCUAGCUCCCUGUGGUUUGUGCUGCCCCCUCUCCUAGUGUGCUGCCUUACUUUGAUCUCCAGCCGAUGGGACUUCACUGCUGUCUUCCUCUCUGGGUGCUUUGGUCCACUUUGGCCAGCUUUCAAUGUGAUUUUUUUUCAGACCGCCAGCUAACAGCAUGUCCAUUGAUAGCUAGUUUGAGUUUAUCACCGAAUAAGCCUCCUGCUACCUGGGCAGUUUUGUAGGUUAAUUGACCGCAGUGACUUGAUGCUCUGAAAUUCAUGGCAAUUAUGAAAUGUAGUCUUGAUGGAUUUUUACAUACAAGCCCUGUAUUGCAUUUUCCUGAAGAGGUGGGAACCAAUGUGCGUAGUUGCAUUACCGUUGGAAGGGUUAAGGAUAAUGCCCUUGUCUGUUUUGUCCCCUCGUACACUGUUGUGUUGAAUGAAGUUGUGAUUUGUUCCUCGAGAGAAGGCUGAAGACGAAUAAAGUUUUACUGACCUGAACUCACAAUAAAACAAAUUGCUGUUUGACCGUCUAAGUGUGGUGGUGUUU
Molecule: messenger RNA, 4182 nt
Organism: Mobula hypostoma (lesser devil ray)
Lineage: Eukaryota; Metazoa; Chordata; Chondrichthyes; Myliobatiformes; Myliobatidae
Product: dihydropyrimidinase-related protein 2
Exons: 14
Coding region: 86-2056 (656 amino acids)
Cellular component (GO): cytoplasm
Molecular function (GO): hydrolase activity, acting on carbon-nitrogen (but not peptide) bonds
Source: RefSeq, a predicted model, not a curated record